Messenger RNA from Striga hermonthica, 582 nucleotides. Lineage: Eukaryota; Viridiplantae; Streptophyta; Magnoliopsida; Lamiales; Orobanchaceae. The record is from the annotation of a GenBank genome assembly.
AUGGCCUACCAACCUCAAUCGCCAAAUCAGACCCCCAACACCUCCUCCGAUGAGCGAACUUCAAGUCGCCGACUCUACAACCCUUACCAAGAUCUGCAUCUCCCGGCGCAGACCCUCUACAACAUCCCCACCUCGCCGGAGUUCCUCUUCCAAGAGGAGUCCGUCGCGCAGCGCCGAUCCUGGGGGGAGAACCUUACCUACUACACCGGCAUCGGCUACCUAGCCGGCGCCUCUGCCGGCGCCGCCAAGGGGUUCGCGACCGGAGUCAAGGCGAUCGAGCAGACCGACACGAUGAAAUUGAAGGUCAACCGGAUCCUCAACGGGUCGGGCCUCGCGGGCAGGCAGGUCGGCAACAGGUGCGGCGUCAUCGGGCUGAUGUACGCCGCGCUCGAGAGCGGCAUGGUCGCGGUUAGAGACACGGAUGACGUCGUCAACAGCGUGGUCGCGGGUCUGGCUACCGGGGCGCUCUACAAGGCGGCGGCGGGGCCGAGGUCCGCCGCCGUGGCUGGGGCCAUUGGAGGUGUGCUCGUGGGUCUCGCCGUCACCGGAAAACAGGCUCUGAAACGAUAUGUGCCGAUUUGA